GCCAGCCAACGGAAUUAAUUAAGCGAGCACUCUAAUGGAAAGCCGAUGAAAGUUCCUCGCCACGGCGAUCGGGUGGGCCGCAGAGAAAAGUUUCUUUCGCGGCCGACGAUCGGACGCGUAUGCGAGGAUCUGCGAAAGAAGCCGAGACAUCCCAAAGCCAUGUCUCUCUACAGUCGUCCGAAAGGGGCACCUCUUCUGCACGCUCGACGGCGGCGGCGAAAAAGGGAGAGUGAGAUACGACGGUGGGGCCCGCUCGACGGUGGGGCCAGUACCACGUGACCGACCGGUUAUAUAUAAAGGUGCAACGAGCCGGCACAACGCCGACAGACACACAGAGUUCUUCUCUCGCAGUCUGCGGGACAUCCGAAAGCACACGAGUCGAUUCGAUCAGCGAGCCUCGCCUAUACUACUAAUAACAGUGAACUUGUCGGAAAAGUGCGCCGUUAUCGUCGUUAACACACACCGACGACCCGAGACCGACGCUCAGAUUCAAGCCUCCAGCAACCGACUGACUUCAAGAUGAGGACCUUCUUCGCGAUAGCAGCCAUCCUCGUCGCCGGCGCCAGCGCGCAGGAGUCGUUCAAGUGCCCGGACGACUACGGCUUCUACCCUCACCACCUGUCGUGCGACAAGUACUGGAAGUGCGACAACAACGUCGCCGAGCUGAAGACCUGCGGCAACGGACUGGCCUUCGACGCGAGCGACAGCAAGUUCCUCACCGAGAACUGCGACUACCUGCACAACGUCGACUGCGGUGAGCGCAGCCAGCUCGAGCCGCCGAUCAGCACGCCCCACUGCGCCCGCCUCUACGGCAUCUUCGCCGACGAGAAGAAGUGCGACGUCUUCUGGAACUGCUGGAACGGAGAGGCCUCCAGGUACCAGUGCAGCCCCGGACUCGCCUACGACAGGGAGGCCCGCGUCUGCAUGUGGGCCGACCAGGUGCCCGAGUGCAGGGUCGAGGAGGUAGCCAACGGAUUCGCCUGCCCCGCGGCCGGUGAGGUGGCCGGAGCCUCCGGAAGCUUCUCGCGACACGCCCACCCCGAGGACUGCAGAAAGUAUUACAUCUGCAUCGAGGGAACCGCCCGGGAGUACGGCUGCCCCAUCGGCACCGUCUUCAAGAUCGGUGACGCCGACGGCAGCGGCGCCUGCGAGGACCCCGAGGACGUUCCCGGAUGCGAGGACUACUACGGCGACCUGGACCUGAAGAGCAUCAGGAAGAGCGAGCUGCUCGCCGGAAUCCAGGGCUCCGGAGAGACGAGGAACGUCGCCGGCAAGCCCGGCAAGCCCAGGCCAUCGACGGCCCAGACCGCCCGACCCUCCCAGGAAUAAGCCGCGAGAGCUAAUUCGUCAACCAACUGAUGACUCCUACACACCGACACGCUAUGCAUUAUAAUUUACGACCACAUCUCGAGAGGACCGAUCGCGAGGCUGUCAAUCUCGCCGUCGCCUCGGGCACCGCUUAGAUACGUACACGCACACACUGUGCGUAUAUAACGAGAUCACCGCGGAGUUUAUCUCUUGAUGAUAACACACACACACACACACACACACACACACGCGCGCGCGCGAGAGAGAGACCAGGGUAUCUAGUCUCGUCGACGCCCACGGCGAUCCCCUUCCCCUCUAUUCUCUUUUUUUCAUUCUCUCUCUACCUUCUAUCCUCUCUCUCUUCUCUCUCCUCCCUUUGCACUAUCUCCAUACGUGCUCUCUCUCUCUCUCUCUCUCUCUCUCUCUCUCUCUCUCUCUCUCUCUCUCUCUCUCUCUCCUACUCUCUGCAGCUGAUCUUCCGCGUACACGUACUUUCGCGUGCGACCCAAUAUCAUCGCAUCUACCUACGACUGCGCUCCGAGGAGGCGAACCUCCGAUGCCGGGGUUCUCCUGCUUCGAGCACCAGUCGGACCUUUCCUCUUUCUUUUUCUCCUUCUUCUUCUUCUUCUUUUUAUUUACAUAUAUACUUGCAUUUGCGCCGAUGUACCUAUAUAUUCCUAUCUUACCGCUGAGAGAUAAUCGGAGCUACGUCGUCCGAAAGUACGUUCGAAGGCUGAGACUUUGUAUUUUGUAUGUUUCUAUUAUUACGUUUUUUUUUUUUAAUUUUUUUGUAACGAUUUGUAAAUUGUUGACGAUUCGCGUAUGAUGCGAAAAGAGGAAAAAAUUUUUUAGUUUCGAGGCGCCCAUUCGGACUGUGCGAAAUUCAUGCGAGCCGAUGCGUACUUUUGUAGAAAAUAUGAUGAGAAAAAUUAUCCGAGAUCGAGAGAUUAUUUACCGACUUGAGAUAUAUAAUUAUAAAUACACUUGUACCCACGCACUACACGUUUUGUAUGCGAGUGUACAGCGUUAAGAUCUACUCAAUUAUAUAUGUAUUCCGUUGAUGGGAGAGGCUUUAAUUGUUGUCAAAGUGCGCAAGAAUCAAAAGACGUUUUGUUGUUAUUACAGUAGACGAAGGAUGAAAAAAAAAACGACUGCUCGUCGUGACAAUGAUGAUGAUGAAAAAUAAAUUUGUUACGAAAAAUAGGAGUUUCUCUAUAUGAUACACGCACACAUACGUAUCCGUUUGGCAUUUCACGAAAGCGUCGAACUCUCGACUCGAGACACUACACACUCGAGAUCGACUUUCUUCGUUUUCUCGCAUGAACGCACUCUAAUUAAAGCUUGCGAACACCACAACCUCGUCUCGUCUUCUCUUCUUGAAAAACCUAAAGACAACAACAACAAAAAAUGCUAAUAAAAAUCUUCAAAAAUUA
Messenger RNA from Nasonia vitripennis (jewel wasp), 2741 nucleotides. RefSeq names its product protein obstructor-E (gene Gasp). The record is from RefSeq and is a predicted model, not a curated record. The transcript is spliced from 5 exons. Gene Ontology annotation, molecular function: chitin binding. Gene Ontology annotation, cellular component: extracellular region. NCBI's taxonomy places the organism in Eukaryota, Metazoa, Arthropoda, Insecta, Hymenoptera, Pteromalidae. The coding region runs from base 520 to 1329 and encodes 269 amino acids.